This is a messenger RNA of Neocloeon triangulifer, 1332 nucleotides long. RefSeq names its product nucleoside diphosphate-linked moiety X motif 6. Bases 203 to 1156 code for a protein of 317 amino acids. The record is from RefSeq and is a predicted model, not a curated record. Gene Ontology annotation, molecular function: NADH pyrophosphatase activity; NAD binding; ADP-ribose diphosphatase activity. The transcript is spliced from 7 exons. Lineage: Eukaryota; Metazoa; Arthropoda; Insecta; Ephemeroptera; Baetidae.
UGUUAUUUAGUCAAUUGUACGGCGAAAAAGUGCAUCACAAAUUAUUAUAUACAUUUUUCUUCUUCUUCAUUUAACAGCUGGCGCGCUUUAAUGCUGCCAGCCAAGCCAGGGGGGUAAAUCAGCUUCGGCUCUUUUUUGUGCUCGCGUCGUGAUCUUUGGCCUCUUUUGGGAGUCGGAUACACGGAAAGAAAAUCCGACGCGUAUGUAUUCAUCCCUGCAGCCAUGCAUCCACAUCCCCAGAACAACGGAGGAGGGGUGGGGGAGAAAUCACUCCGCAGGGGGAACUGCUCACUUAAUUAGGAAAGCCUUCUUCUCAAGCACAACUCGGCUCAAUUUAUUCUGCACAUUAAGGAUGGCUCAAAACACUUCCAUCAUAUUUCAAGGCCAGUUAGAUAGGUACAAUGGCAUCACUAUCGAUUCCACUAAGGAGAUUUGCCAGAGCACUGAGAGCUUUACUGAAAAACUGAAAGCUUCGUUAAAUUUUUGGAUAGAACAAAGAGAAAUUCGAGGAGUUUGGUUCCAGGUAGCUUUGAAAAAUGCUGACUGGGUACCAAUUUUGGCUCAGCAUGAAUUUUGUUUUCAUCACGCUAAGCCGGAAGCAGUGACGAUGUGCCGCUGGCUACCAAAAAAUGAACCUUGCAAUAUACCAAGCUAUGCUCACACCAUGGUAGGUGUCGGAGGUCUUGUUGUAGAUUCAAAAAAUCGACUCUUGGUGGUUAAAGAGCGAUUUUGGCAAACUCCUAGUUGGAAACUACCAGGUGGAUUUUUAGAAUCUGGUGAAGAUAUGGGCAGCGCUGCGAUAAGAGAAGUAUUCGAGGAGACUGGCAUUUUGACCGAAUUUAACUCCAUUGUUGCCUUACGACAUCACCAUGCCUCCCAAUUUGGAUGCUCAGACAUUUACAUAAUUGUGCACUUAUCCCCUAUGGUGGAGGACCAACCCAUUCAGCAAUGCAAUCAAGAAAUUACUGAAUGCUGCUGGAUGAAAAUCGAAGAAUUUCUUGUGCAUCCUGAAGCUCACGAUCACAACCGAUUUUUUGUGAGAAAGUAUCUGGAAAAUGCAAAACGAGGCACUGCCAUGACUGCGUCCAAGUCGAAGCACCCUAUUUUUAAGAACACGCAGACAAUUUACACUAUUAACUGCGAAUCGUCUGUGUGAUGUAUUGUAUGUUGACAUUCCAUGAAAGAUGUAUGCAUGCGAAAUUAUGAAAAUUUUUCAGCUUUAAAUUUUUUUGAAAGAAAUGAAUAAUGAUCAAGAACAAAAAAUUAAUUGGAAGUAGAUUUUUCCUCAUAUUAUCAUUACGUGCUAUGAAGAAUAAAAAUUAAUUUAAAGAA